AGCGGCGCGGGCGCCGCGGCUCAGGCACCGCCGCGGACUCGCCUCAGGACCUCGCGCGGCUGGGCCCGGAAGUGCGUGCGCUCGGCCUUUCCGCGUCCCUCGCGGCGAGCGUCAGGUCGUAGCGGCGUGGUCCGCGCCGAGGGGUCGCGGCCAACUGCUCCUUCGCGGGCCCCGCCGCCGCCGCGCUCGCCCUGCUCCUCGGUGGAGGGAAGAUGGUGGGCCGGAACAGCGCCAUCGCCGCCGGCGUCUGCGGGGCUCUUUUCAUCGGGUACUGCAUCUACUUCGACCGUAAGAGACGGAGCGACCCCAACUUCAAGAACAGGCUUCGAGAACGAAGAAAGAAGCAGAAGCUUGCUAAGGAGAGAGCUGGACUUUGCAAGUUACCUGACCUUAAAGAUGCUGAAGCGGUUCAGAAAUUCUUCCUUGAAGAAAUACAGCUUGGUGAAGAGUUGUUAGCCCAAGGCGAAUAUGAGAAGGGUGUAGACCAUCUAACAAAUGCAAUUGCUGUGUGUGGACAGCCACAGCAGUUGCUGCAAGUGUUACAGCAAACUCUUCCACCACCAGUGUUCCAGAUGCUUCUGACCAAGCUUCCAACAAUUAGUCAGAGAAUUGUAAGUGCUCAGAGCUUGGCUGAAGAUGAUGUGGAAUGAGAAAAUGUCAACAUAAUCUCAAUUAAAAAUAUUUUUAAAAUCUUAAGUCAGAAGAUGAGCAGCUCUGGGGGAGUAAGGGCAAAUAGGCUUGUUAUGGACUGUCCUAUGCUGAAAUCUACCAAAGUUAAUUUUUACUUUGUGUAGAUCCAUUCAUCUGUUUUAUUUAUUUUUCCCAGUGAAAAGUGUAUUUUGAUAGAAAGCGUUUUCAUUUUAUAAAUACACUAUGAGUUACCAAAAUAUCAUGAUUUAUUUUAUUCUUAAAACGUGCAAUUAAAAAGUGUACAUAUAACAUCACUACUUAUAUUAAAAAUACUCAGUGCUUAGUUUUGAAAGAUAGGCAAAAAAGUAUAAGAGAAAGCUGAAGAAUGCACGUUUUUUUAAGCUAAUACACUUUGCUCUACAUAAAACAAUUGGAUGGAAACUUAUUUUGUUUAUCAAAACUGAGCAUUAAAAUUCUUGAGAGAUUAUUUCUUUCCAAUUAAUCUCUUAAAUAUGUGAGAUUUGCUGCUGUGCUGUAUUAAUUCCUCCCUCCCUGUGUAUUUGUCUUGAAAUGUUUUGUUUAAAUUGGUGGGCUUAAUGUGUUCUGGAUAUUUAUCUCUUUGUAUUUAGAUGUAUGUAGUUGCAAUUAGCACCGGGAAUUAGAUCUAUGUACAUCCUUAAUCUAGCCAUGUGAGCUUCACCAGUUACUGUCUGCCCUCUUUCCUCAAACAGUAAGGAAAUUGGUCUGCUAAUUCAGAGAAGUGUCCCUUUUAGCUUUUAAUUCAUUUGGUUUUAUUCAGCAUCUUCAAAUCCACCUUCGCCUGAGGUAUAUAUUUGUUUGGACAACCAGGCCUUGCAUUUUUUUUACUCUGAAGUUUGCAUGCUUGCCUGACCUAGUAUAUCUAAACCCACUUGCCCUUUUUAAAAAAGAUCUAACUUAUGUUGCUUUUCACUGAAAUUUUAUGGUUCUGUCGCUACUCUUGUAAAUCUGAAACUUAACCUGUAGGGUAACUGGGAUGCUAAGCUUGUAAAAUGUUCUCCUUUGCUUUUAUCUUCAGUGUAUCUCCUUAAUCCUCUUUCAGUCUUAUUCAUUUAUCUUGUUAUGAUGAGAAUAAGGUGUAAUCUUGUGACUGAACACUUGCAAAGAAGGGAGAUGUUCUCAAAAUAGUGACAUGUCAUCUGUAGUCACAGAUUGAACAUCAGGUCUGAGAAUAAAGAUCUUGGUACUUACUGUCA
Nyctereutes procyonoides (raccoon dog) is the source of this 1865-nucleotide messenger RNA. RefSeq names its product translocase of outer mitochondrial membrane 20 (gene TOMM20). Gene Ontology annotation, biological process: protein targeting; tRNA import into mitochondrion; protein import into mitochondrial matrix. Lineage: Eukaryota; Metazoa; Chordata; Mammalia; Carnivora; Canidae. Gene Ontology annotation, molecular function: transmembrane protein transporter activity. The record is from RefSeq and is a predicted model, not a curated record. Bases 213 to 650 code for a protein of 145 amino acids. Gene Ontology annotation, cellular component: mitochondrial outer membrane; mitochondrial outer membrane translocase complex. The transcript has 5 exons.